GCGGGAGGCCUUUCCGCGCGCGACAACGAGAGUGAACCGCGGCCGCUCUCUCUCAUUGCAGGUAGGAGGCGGGGGGGGGCGUGAAAGAGAGGAGCCCGCUAUUCAUUGGAGGGUCGGGGGCGAAAGAGCCCGCCCCCGACGUUGCUCCCUGCGGCCGGGUUGGAAGGAAGGUGGUCCUGGCCACGUGUUCGCUCCCUCGCUCGCACCUGCAGGCUGUUUAAUUUAUUGGCAUGCGGGCGGCCACGUUUUCCCCCUCUGGGACGUUUUGUCCAAAUGUUUGUCCUGGCUUUUGCUUUCUAACCCACUCAGGUCUGCCCCCACCCCCAAAAUAAAACCCCCAUCUUUUUACAGAAAAACAGUCCCCCCCCCGUAAAACAAUAUUUUUAACCGAGUUUGCUAAAGCAAAUCUUGUCAGAAAUGAACGACGGAUUUUUAAAAACCAGCUAAACGCAAAAUACCGUAUCUUUAAAGACCUUAGCCAACUUGUCUUAAUUAUAUAUUGCUUUAUACAUACUACAUCGUGGUCAAUUUCCACGUUAUCUCUGCCGUUGUUGCAUUUUGCCCUGAUGCCGUGCAACAGCUGAAUAAGAGGCAGAAAAUCCAUUAAGUACAGUUACUCCCUGUAAUCUUCGUCCUCCUCAUCAUUGUUACUACGGUACUUUACGCUGUAUGCUGCUUUCUCAAGGAGAUGUGCCCAAAGCACAGCAGUGCAACAACAGGAAUGUGUAUUAACCCAGCGUCGUUAUUACAAUAACUGCAAAAUAUUGUUGCAGCUUAGAUAAUGAAACAAAUUGUUCAUGACGUACAUUUUGCAGACUAGAGACCACCUCUUCAGUUGCAUGGAAGGUUUUCUCUAGUUGACAGGUGCACAAAGUUGGAGAGAAUCUCAGUGAGCUCUGGUCCUCAUCUCCAUUAUGUCUUGGGGUUAUUUUUGUGUUCUUUCCUUUGUCUGUUGUAUAUAUUGCUUCUCUCUUUAUUGCAUAACUGAAAAUCUAAUUUGAAAAACUAAAAAAGAUCCAGUAAUAGUUACCUAUUCAUUCAUUCAGUUCAAUUCAAAACAGAGCACAGUUAUGGAGGUCAGUGAUGGGGGAAAGCUGCACUCCUGGAAUUCUACUGAUGAUGCAUCUUCUAAAGCAUAGAAUCCUAUUGGACAAAGUGUAAAACCUAAACACCUCUCGUGGUGACAGUGAAUCAAGUCCAAGCAUUUUUGCACUUGUUAUUAGCUGACAACCACCAUACAUUUAGAGACAGUUGUCCAGUAUUUAGCUUUUUGCCAAGUGGGCUAGUGUUGGUCGUGAUCUUGUUGCUGCCCUGGUUUAAGUGUGAAGGUGAAAGAGGCAUUUGUUUUCCCCAUGCCCUUGAGCUUAAUACACCCCAGAGGAGGGGUAGUAGAUCUUCCUAAAUAUGUUUUGUGUGUAUGAGCAUCCCUCUGUUACCACAGUUCCACUGGUCUGGUGGUCAAUAUGAUACAAAGCUUGUCUAUUUAAAUUAUUUGUUUUACUUUUUCAUAGGCAUUUCUAAAAUGAAGAAACUUCUGCUGGUUGAUGUUGAUUGUGGUGUUGAUGAUGCUCAAGCUAUUAUGAUGGCCCUGGCAUCUCCCAAUGUCGAAGUCCUGGGGAUUACUUGCUGUUAUGGAAACAGCAUCUUGGAAAAUAUAUGUAAAAAUGUACUUCGUGUGUUACAUAUUUGUAACAAGCUUGAGGUAAUCUGUUCCUGCUGAAUAAUCUUUCAAACAAAUUUUGCAUUAUGGUGUCAUGAUGUGGUAUUCAUAAAUGAGACACAGGUAACUUGAUCUUAUGCAUACUGUACUUGCUUCCAAGUAAUGUCUAUUUUUACACAUAAUGGCAAUCACUGAGAACAUUUGGUUGAGCCAACUGGCUUCAACCAGAAGCCAACACUGAAUUUUCCUGGUCCCAUGGUGUAGAAUACUCUUCCACCAGAGAUUCAGUAAACAUCUGCUGCUAAUUUUCAGGUAUCUCUUGAAAACCUUUUUAUGCUGGCAGGCCUCUUCUGGCGAUUAAACUUUUUCAAGAUGAAUCAGUCAAUUUAUGAUUCUUCUGCAUUGUUUUAUUAUAGUAUCUUGUGUGUUUUUUUGUGUUGCCAUAUAAAUUGUUGCACACUGCCUUGAUAUUUUAUAUGAGCUGGUGGUUUAUCAGUAUUAUUAUUCAUAAAUAAAUAAAUAAAUAAAUGUGGCUGCAUCUGUGAUCUUAAAGAUUGCAGCUGCUUCUCUUAAUGGUUUACUGCCUUCUAUUAAUAGUGAUCCAUGUGGCUAUUACAAAAACAUGCAUGACUACCUGGAUGUGGGUAGGUCUGUAUUUCAUUGUUUGCAGUGGACGUUAUUACCAAGUAAAUGUGAUCAGGGUUUCAGUUUAAGGAGGCAUCCUUAAUGUACUUACUUUGUUCCAUCCCAUUAAAAUUAAUGGAGCUUGUUUGCAAUAGAAUUUUAAGAUUUUAAACGUGAUUAGGAUUGUGGUACAGAAAGUAAACAGAAGUGGCCAUCAUGAGCAGGGGAGUUCUGUGCGUCAGUUCCCUAAACAUAAGACAGGAGACAUAUGUUCCUUUCCACGGAUUACACUUGGAUUCAAGAUUAGCUCUUGUCAUUCCUUCUGUUCUGAUGUAAAGUGGGCUUCCAAUAUGAGAAGGAUUAAAAAACAACAACCCCUUAGAUACUUAUUUCCCUAGUCUGAUAUAAAGAUAGAUCUCAGUUGCAUAAAAAAAAAAGAAAAAGUGCUUGUCAAAUGCAUGUGGGUAAAGGCAAAGAAUGAAUGCUAAUAAUUGUGCAUGACAGUAAGAUCUAAUUAAGCCUUGUCAAAGAAAAUGCAAAAGGGUCUUAUCAUCAUUUAGUUACUAUUGAUUUGUUUUAAAAAGCUAUGGAUGCUUGCAUGAGAUCUCGUAGGAGAUCAGACAGCCCCACAAUAUCCCAGAACUGGCAUGUCAAGAGGGCCUUCCCACCCCGCAGCAAGGCAGAGAACUUAAAAGCUCUUUUUGCAUAUGGUCCACUUGGGUUACAGGUGUGACCUCUGCCUUGAGCUCUCUGCCUUGCUUGGGGGGCAAGGCCUGCUCAGCUUGUCAGCUCUGGAAGGCUAGGGAUGCUCUCACAGGAGCAGUUCUAAGAUGACAGUUUAAGUAUACGUGUUUUUGCUUAUAUGGAACCCCUCACAUAAUAUGUAAUCGUAUUGUGUGUGUGUGUGUGUGUGUGUGUGUGUGUGUAAAAUUGACACCUGUAACUGUAUAAUUUGUAGUACAGCAUUCACAGGCAAGACUGAAGCAGAUUUGGAUAAGAACAGAUAAAAGUUUAUUAAUCCAUAAGAAAUGAUGGGAUAGAUGCAGGAUAGAUAUGGAUUGUGGCUGAUGUCGUGUGUACACCACUUUCCAAACCCACAGUGGAGCACACUGGAUGCAGAGUAAAUGGGAGUAUGUACACAGCCUUAGUCACACUUUGGCCUAAGCCCAACUCCUGCAGAUUAACUAGUUGGCAAUAAAAGCUAUUUGACAUCUGUAUUUCAUUUUGACGGCAUCAAUGGUUUUUGUCUUAAAAUUAAAAUCACAUGGUUGUCAUAUCUUGCAUAGAUUCCAGUUUAUCCUGGUGCCUCAUCUCCGAUACUUGGUGGACCUGUGGAAGGGGCAGAUUAUCAUGGAAAAGAUGGACUGGGUGAUGUUCCAGAUCCCAACGCUCCAGGAUUAGAGCUUCUGCAGAAAGAACAUGCUGUGCUUGCAAUGUUAAGAAUAGUCAAUGAACGACCGGGUCAGGUGAAAUGAUAUAAAAUUCAUUCAGCUCCUCCCUAGUGUAUUUUACUAUUCAAAGUAGACAUGGAUCCAAAAGCAUGUGGAUACAUAAAAAAGUUAGCAGGAUCCUUUCCAGAGGGCAGUUGGCAGUAGAUCACUCUGUGUGAGAGGUGAUCAUCUAGACAGAGCACACUCUGAUAUCUUUUAAAUAUUUUUUCUCUCUCAUAUAUCAGUGCUUUGGGGGUUUAGCUUCUCUAAAGUUCCCUGGUCUUCAUAACUCUUUCAAAAAUAAAAAUAAAAUUGCCCCUUACAGACUAAGUGAACUGCACUGUUUCCCAUCACAUUUCAUUUCUACACAACACACUGGUUUCCUUAAAUUCAAUUAACUAUGUUUUAAAUGCUGUACUCUUAUCCACUUCCCUUCUUUAAUAGUUCCUGUAUUUUGUAGGUGAAUAAUGAAAGUUUCUCUCCUGGUACAAAUAGCAAUGGGGUGAUCUUGGUCAGAAUUGCAGUGGGAGGGAAAUGAUUAAACACUCCCUUCCCACCUUCCUGCUGUCCUUCUCAGGUCCCCUUGCCCCUUCCGUGGCUGAUAUUUAGUUUUAGAAUAUAUAUACCGGUAUAUGUGUGUGUGUGUUAGUGACAGAUCUAGUUUGGUUCUAAGAAUCAUCCCGGUGGGUGAAGAUGGGCCAAGAGGAAAUGGAUUUUAUUCGGUAAGGAGAGGAAAGUAGUACAGGGGUGCAGGUAUUGGUGCUGUGGGUGGGUAAGAAAUGGCUGGAGGAAAGAGACUACUGCAUAUGGCUCUGCAGGGAAAAGCAUACAUAAUAAAUUUAGCACCGGGGCUGUAAAGUGGUGGACAUGUGGACUUACUAAAAGGAGUUUCGAUAGUAUUUUGCUCCUUCUGUCACCAAUGCUUCUGCAAUGAUGACGAUUGUUUGUAUAAUUUGUGUACAGCUUAAAGGUAAAGGUAAAGGGACCCCUGACCAUUAGGGCCAGUCGUGGCCGACUCUGAGGUUGCGGCGCUCAUCUCGCUUUACUGGCCGAGGGAGCCGAUGUACAGCUUCCGGGUCAUGUGGCCAGCAUGACUAAGCAGCUUCUGGCGAACCAGAGCAGCGCACGGAAACGCCGUUUACCUUCCUGCCAGAGCGGUACCUAUUUAUCUACUUGCACUUGGACGUGCUUUUGAACUGCUAGGUUGGCAGGAGCAGGGACCGAGCAACGGGAGCUCACCCCGUCGUGGGGAUUUGAACCACCAACCUUCUGAUCGGCAAGCCCUAGGCUCUGUGGUUUAAUCCACAGCAUCACCCACAUCCCAUUUGUGUACAGCUUAGUAUUUCCUUAUAAAUACAACCCUAACCCCUCCCUUGGAGCCCCAGCUGUCUUGUUAUUGCUAGUGAAAAUAAUGCUGCUAAUAAUAUUUAACAUACUGGGCUUUUCGAGCGUUCAGUGCAUUUAGCAGGCAUGAACACAUCUCCGGCUUCUGUGGCAGAAGAGGGUGGUGGCACCAUCCUCAUGUUGUGGAAGAGCAAGAUUUCCCGUCCACACCAUUGCAAUGACACUUCAUGGGAACUGUAGCUCCAUACAGAGACCUGAUCAUGCAGACUCCCUUCAAAACGGGGAAGAAUUAUGCAAACAAGGUGCUCUGUGUCAUCGGGCAUUGACAUGGGGUGCCUGGUUCUCCUUAAAAUUUAGCACUGGUCAUAACAGCUUCCUAUGUGCAUUUGAGAUCAUGGGUGUGCGCUGUUUGAACUGGGAUUUCUCAACUCAUAGUUCCUUAUUUGGUGUUAUUAUUAUACGGUUGUCAGCUGCCGAGAAAAAGAUAUAGCCCUGACCAGGUCCUUUUCCUGGAGCUCAGCGGGGACUAUUUAACUACAGAGGGGUUGUCAACACAAGACAGCACAACUAUUAAAUAAGUCACUUCAAUGAAUUGUUGUGUAUGUUUUAUAGGUUUCUCUAGUUGCUACUGGUCCCUUGACCAAUUUAGCGCUGGCGGUGAAAAUGGACCCAACAUUUCCUAAGAAACUUAAAAAUGUGUUCAUCAUGGGAGGAAAUACAGAAGGUAAAUCAAGAGGGCUUGUUAGGCAUGUUUGUAUGUAAUUGUUUUCUCUCUUAAUAUUUCACAAGUGAGCUGCUUUUUAAAGAAUAUUCUUGCCUGCAGAACACUUGUGUUUCAGUGUUUUGCAGCAACAAGUUAUGUUGAGUCAUCAUUCAAGUACUUAUUUUGUCUUAGUUGAUUGUUACCUUGAUUGUUCAGCAACUGAAUUUGCAAGAAAUCCUCCUGAUUAUUCUUGAAGACAGCAUACUUUUCUUUUGCGUGGGAAUUUUGUUGCCUACUUUGGAGACAUUUGAAACAACUAUGCAUUAGUCCAUACUUCCAGUUGUUCCAUGCCUAGAAAGCAUGGGUCCAAGCUGUUUCCCACUUGUCCCUUGUUUUUCCACGUGGGGUCUCAGUGGUUUUGCAUUUGCCUUGCAGCUUCCCCAUGGAAAACAUGCUCCUUUUUUUUUUAAUUGGGCAUUAGAGACUCCUCCAAGUGUGAAUUUGCUCCUUCUGGUAUCUGAACACAGGAAAUGUAGCUCCAAAGGAAAUCGCUGGGUCUCCCUGCCUUGGAGUGUCAGUUUGUUUCCUGCCUUUGCUUGAAGCAGACCAUUCCACCACAUGAUUUCCACAUUCUUCCGGCCUCUUCUGUCUCUCUGACUGCGCCUUUUUAAGAUUGGCGCAGUUUAUGUGUUUGUAUGGGAUUUUUGUUCACAUAUGACAAUGUGCAUGUUUGGCGACGGGGGUGGAAUUGUCCUGCACCUGUGGCAAAUAACAAAGAGCUGUUGUGUAGGAAGCAGCUGUUAGAAACUGAACGAAUUGUCCCACAGAAAACUAAAGUAGCUCUUUUUUGUUUCUAUUAGCCAGAGGAAAUACUACAGUCUGUGGAGAAUUCAAUUUUGCAACAGACCCAGAAGCUGCUUACAUUGUCUUAAAUGAGUACACCUGCCCAACUUACAUUGCAUCAUGGGAGUUCACAUGUUCCUGCCCACUAUCCUGGGUAAGGUAUUAAUGAUCUGUUAAUAUCUAGGCAAGUGUUUCAGCUUGAUCACGUGGCAGCAAUCCUAUAUGUAGUUACCUGGAAGUAAGCCCCAUUGAACUCAAUAGUUCUCAUUUCUGAGUAGACAUGUAUAGGAUUGCAUCUGGGUUGUAUCCAGCAUUAGUCCUGUUUAGAAUAGACCCACUGAAAUGAGUGACCAUGAAUAACUUAGGUCCAUCAAUUUCAAUGGGUCUGCCCUGAACAUGACUUAGUUGGUAACUGAUUUUUAAAAAACUAAAUUGAAUAUGACAAGUCUAUUUUAUAUAAAGAAAUCUAUCAUUCUCAUGACUAUAUAUCCAUCGGGAGCUAAAAUGAUUAAUUCUUGCCACUGUGAAUUCCCUGUGGAACAUUACUGAUGUCAAGGUCAAUAAUGUUUAUUCUGGAGUUUUUACUUAACUUUUUAUGCAGUUGAAUAGUUCUCUUUUUUAAAAAAAGCCCAAACUGUUAUUUACUUUGCAGGAAUUCUACCAUGAAUGGGUUAACCAGAAAACUGAGAAAGCUAUGUUCAUGAAGAAAAUAUUUUCUCAUUCUUUUGAAUUCUCAAAAAUCUUGGGGGAAAAUCCAGGUGAAAAAGAAUGGCGGUCAGGGUUUGUUCCAUGUGAUUCCUACGCUAUGGCAGCUGCCAUCGAAGAGAAUUUUGUAACAGAAUACACAGCAAUUGGUGUAACUGUUGAGCUCAAAGGUUCACUAACAAGAGGAAUGAUGGUAGUGGACUGGAGUAACAAACUGAACAAGGAGAACAAAGCUUUCAUAAUGAAAAAUUGUGAUUUAGGGAAGUUCCAGUCACUUCUGCUAGCUGCUUUAAAAUAAUAAUAAUAUUUUGUAUUGUUAUAAGGACUUACUGAAGUUCCUUCCUCAAGCAUACAUAUAAUGGGCAUCCUGAUCUCUGGUAUUGCUAUCCAAUCAGGUUUGUGUUGCAAUACCUAAAUUUACAUUGCGGUUGUUGAUUUUUUAUUUUUUUAAAAAACACACCAAUCAAGUGGUAUAUUAAUUAUAUGAAAACAAAAAACAAAAACAAAAAAAACAGAAGCCACAUCACAAAGGGGUUUUCAGCCUCCUUUACUAGCACAGAACAUAUAGCUGGAAGAGGGUGAAAGAUACCCAUCCUCUGGGAGUCCCAAGAUUUGGCUCUAAAAUAGCUCAUUUCAUAACACUGGCCUCCAUUUGAAGAGUGAGCUGAUGGCAUAAUGCAGGGAGCUAAGCCAGUUGCAUAGCCAGAGCAAUAUUAGGUUGGUAGGCAUCAACACUGCUGCCAUUUGUAUUGCCUCAAUUGCUGAAAAAAAUCUUGUGAAAGGUCCAAAUUGAACUUGCACCACUGAGAGAGAAUCCAUAGGACUUAAGGCAUCUCACGAGUUACCUCAGAACGUUAAAAACCCAUGUUGUCUGGUAGACUGAAAUAGAUGCUUAGUUAUUUAAUAUUGAUUUAUCUGCAAAUAACACGCAAAAAUUCUAUUAGGGAGUAGUGAAAUUAGUAUACACACGUUGAGCACAAUCUAGAGAAAAACAAGCAUGGUUUUAGAAUUACUUUCACGGAAUAAAUUUGCCAUUAGAUCCAAUAAUGUUUACGUUAACUUUCAGAAAGUACACACCAAUUAUUUUACACGAGUUUUUUUGUGUAAUAGCCACAUAGAAUAAACUACGUGAAAUGCUGGAAAGUUUUGUUAAUUUAGAAGCACAAGGGGGAAAUAAAUUACAUGAAUAUGCUACAUCAGCAUUGACAGAAGGAAAGUACAGUCAUACCUUGGGUUACAGAUGCUUCAGGUUGCGUUUUUUCGGUUUGCGGACCACCGAAACCCGGAAGUACCGGAAUUGCUCUUUGCGCAUGCACAGAUGCACUGCUGCAGGUUGCACACACUGCGGGUUGUAAGCGUGCAUCCCGCACGGAUCACGUUCGCCACCCGAGCGUCCACUGUAAUGCUGUAAUCAUUAUGUUCAUAUGUACAGAAUUCUUUGAAUCAGUUAAAUUAAUAAACCACAUCUACAGAUCUGAUUAAUAGAGUCAAUUUAUUGUAGAAAAUAUUGAACUAAGUCUGUAUAUGCAUGUGUGUUCAUGCACAUAUACACACACACAUUUUAAAACAUUUAAUAAAAUACUAUUUA
Podarcis lilfordi (Lilford's wall lizard) is the source of this 8897-nucleotide messenger RNA. The record is from the annotation of a GenBank genome assembly. Lineage: Eukaryota; Metazoa; Chordata; Lepidosauria; Squamata; Lacertidae.